Paraglomus occultum is the source of this 798-nucleotide messenger RNA. Lineage: Eukaryota; Fungi; Glomeromycota; Glomeromycetes; Paraglomerales; Paraglomeraceae. The record is from the annotation of a GenBank genome assembly.
AUGUCUUACUUUCUUCCUCACUUGACCAACGGUUGGCAAGUUGACCAAGCCAUUCUAUCAGAGGAAGAUAGAGUGGUUGUGAUUAGGUUUGGACAUGAUUGGGAUCCGACCUGUAUGAAGAUGGACGAGACGUUGUAUGGUAUCGCGGAAAAGGUCAAGAAUUUUGCCGUCAUUUACUUGGCUGACAUUACAGAAGUACCCGAUUUUAAUAAAAUGUACGAACUUUACGAUCCGUGCACUGUAAUGUUUUUCUUCCGCAACAAACACAUAAUGAUCGAUCUAGGAACAGGAAACAACAACAAAAUCAAUUGGGCACUUGAGGACAAACAAGAACUUAUAGACAUUAUCGAGACUGUUUAUCGGGGAGCACGCAAAGGGAGAGGUCUUGUUGUAUCCCCGAAGGACUAUUCUACGAAGAAGUUUAGCAAAUAUAUAGACUUGAUGUGUGGUGGCGUAUCGAUAUCCAUGUACGGAAGAGAGAGUGAAACCAAGAGGAACGUGACUUUUGCCGGCAAUAAUGUAGGAGAUAUGGUUACUCACAGGAUAAGAUGCAAAGGAUUUCUGGAUAAGGAUGGACAAAGACCAGCAGAACGGGGCGAGAAACAUUCUGCUCAAACUGUUGAGUCGGACAACCUGACGCCUCUGACAACGGCGUCCUUGUAUAAAGAUGCGUUUGAUAACAUCUAUUGCCAAAUGCGUUUCUUCUGGCAUUAUGGGGGUUCGUUUGUAUGCACUUAUGAAUCAGGUGGGAAUAACACUGGAUCGUGUCAUACUUUGACUGAAAAUGAGCUAAUUUAG